UCUUGCUGCCUUCCAGCGGGCCGUUAUUUCAGUGAUUGGCGUACCCAAUCUGGACUCUCCAUCGGUUUCUAUGCUGUGAUUCCGAGCCGAGGUUCUGCUGCGGGUCUCGGCCGGGUCAGAGGGCUUCCUCGCCGGAGUUGAAGGAGCAGAUGCAGCCGGGCGACGACGCGCUGUUGACGGCCUGUUUCUCUCGUGUGGAUGUGGACAGCUCGGUGCGCUAAUCUCAUUUUGGACUCGAACCAGCAAGCGCUGUGGACCAGUGGGACCCUACAGAACCCAAACAGAAUCGGGAAACGGUGACGAUGAUGGUGGUGAUGAAGAUUCGACAGUAAAACUGAAAAAAGUAAACGUGCCAGGAAUGCCUGAACCAACAUGGCCGACAAGACCGCGCCACGCUGCCAGCUGAGGUUGGAGUGGGUGCACGGCUACCGAGGUCACCAGUGUCGCAACAACCUGUUCUACACAGCCGGCAAGGAACUGGUUUACUUUGUCGCCGGGGUGGGCGUGGUCUACAACGCCAGAGAGCAUGCCCAGAAGUUCUACCUGGGACACAACGAUGACAUCAUCAGCCUGGCGCUCCAUCCCGACAAAGUCCAAGUGGCAACGGGUCAGGUGGGAAAAGAACCGUACAUCUGUGUGUGGGACACGUACGCCAUGCAGACGGUCUCCAUCUUGCGUGACGUGCACACGCAUGGCGUUGCCUGUCUGGCUUUUGAUGCUGACGGACAGCGACUGGCCUCGGUGGGUCUCGACGCCAAGAACACCUUGUGUGUGUGGGACUGGAAGAGAGGACGAGUCCUCGCCACAGCGACUGGCCACUCGGACAGAAUUUUCGAUGUGGCCUGGGAUCUCUUUGUUUCCAGUCGAUUGGUCAGCUGCGGCGUCAAACACAUCAAGUUCUGGACUUUGUGCGGAAACGCUUUGACUCCCAAGAGAGGAAUUUUCGGGAAAACGGGCGACCUUCAGACCAUCUUGUGUGUCGCCACCGCCAAGGAGCAGACCACUUACUCGGGCGCGCUCAAUGGCGACGUGUACGUGUGGCGAGGGAUCUCCCUGGUUAGGACGAUACAGGCAGCACACGGAGCGGGGAUCUUCAGCAUGCACGCCUGUGAGGAAGGUUUUGCCACCGGAGGACGAGACGGUUGCGUGCGACUGUGGGACGUCGACUUCAAACCCAUCACCAAAAUCGACCUUCGAGAAGCCGAGCAGGGAUACAAAGGUCGGGAUUCAAACAUUAGCCAUCCGAGCAUCACUCGACGUCGCGCUGGUUUUCACGCCGUUUCAGGUCUGUCCAUCCGCAGCGUCUGCUGGAAGGCCGACCGUAUUCUGGCGGGGACGCAGGACAGCGAGAUCUUCGAGGUCAUGGUCCGGGAGCGGGACAAACCGGUUCUGCUGAUGCAGGGUCACAGUGAGGGUGAACUCUGGGCGCUGGACCUCCAUCCUAAACAACCUGUCGCUGUCACCGGGAGCGACGACCGCUCCGUCAGGCUGUGGAGUCUUCCGGAUCGAACCCUGCUGGCUCGCUGUAACAUGGAGGAAUCAGUGCGAAGUAUUUCCUUCAACAAUGACGGAUCUCAGCUGGCUUUGGGAAUGAAGGACGGCUCCUUCACGGUCCUGCGAGUCAGGGACAUGACGGAAGUGGUGCACAUCAAGGACCGCAAGGAGGUCAUACACGAGCUCAAGUUUUCGCCAGACGGCUCCUUCUUAGCGGUGGGGUCCAAUGACGGCGUGGUUGACAUCUACGCCGUCGCCCAGCGAUUUAAAAAAGUGGGCGAGUGCGGCCAUUCCACUUCGUUCAUCACCCACCUGGAUUGGUCUGUGGAUUCCCGUUUCCUGCAAACUAACGACGGUGCUGGAGAACGUCUCUUUUACCGGAUGCCAGGUAAAAUGCUAUCCAAGGAAGAGGCCAAGGGUAUCCACUGGAUGACGUGGACCGGGGUCCUGGGCCCGGAGGUAAACAGCAUCUGGCCCAAAUACUCGAACCUCACCAACGUCAACUCUGUGGAUGCCAACUACAGCAGCGCCGUGCUGGUGACCGGCGACGACCUCGGUCUUGUUAAACUCUUCAGGUUCCCGUGUCUCAAGAAAGGCGCCAAAUUCAAGAAGUACAUCGGUCAUUCCGCACAUGUGACCAACGUUCGAUGGUCCAAUGACCUGCAGUGGGUCAUCAGUACCGGUGGUGCCGAUCACGCCGUCUUCCAGUGGCGGUUCCUACCCGAGGGUGUUAUGAAUGGCGUCCUGGAACCCCUCCUCCAAGAAGGCUAUGCGGACUCCAACAGUGGCGACUCGGAUUCAGACGUUUCCGACGUGCCGGAGAUCGACUCGGACAUCGAGCAGGAAUCUCAGCACAACUAUGAGCGUCAGGUGUACAAGGACGACCUCCCGCAGCUGCGGAGGAAGCUGAUUGGUUCCCUAAAGAGGCAGAAAGCUCCGGAGGAGGGGCUUCGCCUGCAGUUUGUUCACGGGUACCGCGGCUUCGACUGUCGUAACAACCUGUUCUACAGUCAGACUGGGGAGGUGGUCUACCAUGUGGCCGCCGUGGCGGUGGUCUACAACCGCCUGCAGCACAGUCAGAGGUUCUACCAGGGCCAUGAUGACGACAUCCUCAGCCUCACCGUGCACCCGCUGAAAGACUACGCGGCCACUGCACAGGUGGGCCGGGACCCUGCCAUCCACGUCUGGGACAUCCCCACUCUGAAAUGUCUGUCGCUGCUCAAAGGUCACCACAGCAAAGGAGUUUGUGCGCUCGACUUCACAGCGGAUGGUAAGAGUUUGGUGUCCGUUGGAAUCGAUGAAUUUCACUCCAUCGUCAUCUGGGAUUGGAAGAAAGGCGAACGACUUGCUAAAACCAGGGGCCACAAGGACAAGGUUUUUGUGGUGAAGAGUAAUCCGUUCAGGAUGGACAAGCUGGUGACGUUGGGGAUGAAACACAUCAAGUUCUGGCAGCACUCGGGCGGUGGUCUGACAUUCAAACGUGGGAUUUUCGGGAACCUUGGCAAGCAGGAGACAAUGAUGUCGGCGUGUUACGGUCGCUCGGAGGACUUCGUCUUCUCAGGGGCGACAAAUGGCGACGUUUACAUCUGGAGAGAGACAACACUUGUGAAGACCGUCAAGGCCCACGACGGUCCCGUGUUUGCCAUGUGCUCCCUGGACAAGGGUUUCGUGACAGGCGGGAAAGACGGCGUGGUGGAACUCUGGGAUGACAUGUUUGAAAGAUGCCUGAAGACCUACGCCAUCAAGAGGGCGCUUCUAUCGCCGUCCUCCAAAGGCCUGCUCCUGGAAGACAACCCGUCCAUCAGAGCCAUCACUCUGGGUCACGGCCACAUUCUGGUUGGGACCAAGAACGGAGAAAUUUUGGAGAUUGACAAGAGCGGCCCAAUGACACUGCUGGUUCAGGGUCACAUGGAAGGCGAGGUUUGGGGUUUGGCCACUCACCCGCUACUUCCUGUCUGUGCCACCGUUGGCGAUGACAAAACCCUGCGUAUGUGGGAGCUGUCAGCCAAUCACCGCAUGGUUGCCGUGCGUAAGCUUAAAAAAGGUGGGCGGUGCUGCGCCUUCUCGCCAGAUGGCAAAGUGCUAGCGGUGGGCCUGAACGAUGGCAGCUUCCUGGUUGUGAACGCCGAUACGUUGGAGGACAUGGUGACCUUCCAUCACCGGCGAGAGCUCAUCUCCGACAUACGCUUCUCCCAAGACGCAGGGAAGUACCUGGCCGUGGCGUCGCAGGAUUCCUUCGUGGACAUCUACAACGUGCUGACCAGCAAGAGAGUCGGUAUCUGUAAAGGAGUCGGUAGCUUCAUCACUCACGUUGAUUGGGACUCCAGAGGAAAACUUCUGCAGAUCAACACGGGAAACAAAGAACAACUUUUCUUUGAGGCUCCAAGAGGACGCAAACAGAACAUCAGCACGGCCGAGUUUGACAAACUGGACUGGGCCAGCUGGACUUCUGUUUUGGGUCCCACCUGCGAGGGAAUAUGGCCAACGUAUGGAUUUGUGAACGCCGCCUCGCUCACCAAAGACCGUAAACUGCUCGCCACCGGGGACGACUUCGGGUAUCUGAAGCUUUUCAGCUUCCCGUGCAGGGGUCAGUUUGCCAAAUUCAAGAAGUACGUGGCUCACAGCGCCAAUGUGACCAAUGUCCGCUGGGCCAAUGACGACGCCACGUUGCUGUCAGUGGGUGGGGCCGACACGGCGCUCAUGAUCUGGACCAGAGAGCCUCCAGGUCAUAAAGAGAGCAAAGUCGUCGACAGCGAAGAGUCUGACAAUGACACAGAGGAGGACGGAGGCUAUGACAGCGAUGUGGCGCGGGAGAAGGCAGUGGACUACGUGACCAAGGUCUACUCCUCCAGCAUCAGGAAGAUGACAGGAACUAAACCUCACCUGCAGCACAAGGAACUUCCUGUCGAUGAGAGGUACCCGCUGAUCAUUGGUUGGCGAUGUUCUUGCUCUUGGUCUCAUUCCGGUUUUCAACGUUCCAGACCUUCAGUGAGUCGCGCAACACCACAGCCUGAAAAACUUCUGAAGAACAACGUGACCAAGAUGAAGAAAGCAGUGGAAGAACUUCAAUUGGAGCACGUUUUUGGCUACAGAGGAUUUGACUGUCGCAAUAACCUGCAUUACCUCAACGACGGUGCCGACAUAAUCUUCCACACCGCUGCUGCCGUGGUGAUCCAGAACCUGUCUUCCGGAACUCAGAGUUUCUAUCUGGAGCACACAGACGACAUUCUCUGCCUGACUGUCAACCAGCAUCCCAAAUACCAAAACGUCAUCGCCACGGGGCAGAUCGGUGACAUCACGGACCUGCCAGAAGCUGACAUGUCUGGCUUUGCGCCUUCUAUCCACGUGUGGGACGCCAUGACCAAGCAGACUCUGUCCAUCCUGCGUUGCUCCCAUGCUAAAGGUGUGGGCUACGUUAACUUUAGCGCGACUGGGAAGCUUCUGCUGUCUGUAGGGGUGGAACCUGAACAUGUGAUCACAGUUUGGAGGUGGCAGGAAGGCACCAGGAUCACAAGUAAAGGUGGCCACCCUGAACGCAUCUUUGUGGUGGAGUUCAGACCAGACUCGGACACCCAGUUUGUGUCGGUGGGAAUCAAACACAUCAAGUUUUGGACUCUGGUCGGAGGUUCGUUGGUGUACAAGAAAGGUGUGAUCGGUUCCGUGGAGGACGGACGCACACAGACCAUGUUGUCUGUGGCUUUUGGUGCUAACAACCUGACAUUCACCGGUGCCAUAAAUGGAGACGUGUACGUGUGGCGGGAACACUUCCUGGUCCGGGUGGUGGCAAAGGCGCACAGUGGUCCGGUGUUCACGAUGUACACCACGCUCAGGGACGGCCUCAUUGUCACCGGUGGAAAAGAACGCCCGACCAAGGAAGGCGGUGCUGUCAAACUCUGGGACCAGGAGAUGAAACGAUGCCGAGCCUUUCAGUUGGAGACCGGCCAACCAGUGGAGAACGUCCGAUCCGUCUGCAGGGGGAAGGGCAAGAUCCUGGUAGGAACCAAAGACGGUGAGAUCAUCGAGGUCGGAGAAAAGAAUGCCGCCUCCAACACCAUGAUCAAUGGACACACGCAAGGCGGGAUUUGGGGUUUGUCCGCUCACCCUUUUAAGGACGUUUUCAUCUCGGCCAGCGAUGACGGAACCAUCCGUAUUUGGGAUCUGGCUGAUAAGAAACUCCUCAACAAAGUGACUUUGGGACAUCCUGCUAAGUGUGUGUCCUACAGUCCAAAUGGAGAGAUGGUCUCCAUCGGAAUGGAGAACGGAGAGUUCAUCAUCCUGCUGGUUAAUUCGCUGAGUGUGUGGAGCAAGAAAAGAGACCGGAGCGUCGCAAUCCAGGACGUACGCUUUAGCCCGGACAACCGCUUUCUGGCAGUAGGUUCCCUUGAAAGCGCCGUGGACUUCUACGACCUUUCUUUAGGACCGUCGCUCAACCGCAUUGGGUACUGCAAAGACAUUCCGGGAUUCGUAAUCCAGAUGGACUUCUCCGCUGACAGCAAGCACAUUCAGGUGUCCACCAGCACCUACACUCGACAAGUGCAUGAAGUUCCUUCAGGGAAGAUCGUCACAGAGCCGUUAGCGAUUGAGAGGAUCACUUGGGCUACCUGGACCAGCAUCCUAGGUGACGAGGUUCUCGGGAUUUGGCCACGUAACGCCGACAAGGCGGAUGUCAACUGCGCCUGCGUAUCCCACGCCGGCCUCAACCUGGUGACCGGAGACGACUUCGGACUCAUUAAGCUCUUCGACUUCCCGUGCUCGGAAAAAUUUGGGAAACACAAACGUUACUUCGGUCAUUCUGCUCAUGUGACCAACGUCCGCUUCUCCUGCGAUGACAAGUUCGUCAUCAGCGCCGGUGGAAGCGACUGCAGUUUGCUCGUGUGGAAAUGUCAAUAAUUCCCACAAUCCUCAACUCAAUCCACUACGCUGAGUACAAAGGAAGUCUUUUAUUGUGGCGGUGAUGAUGUUAGCAUGUUUCCUGCGUCAGGAUGUGCCUUUUCACUCUGACCAAACAACUUUAUUUAAACGUGUGGUGCUACAAAGAAGCGUGUUGAGGGCUUGUUUACCAAACACUGUGUUGAUAAAAGAAGUAACAAAACAAAAUCCAAUGAAUUCUACCUCGAUAUGCGAUCAAUAUCAUAUUAAUAGGUAGACAAUUCAUGUUAGAAUAUUUGCCAGAUUGAUAUUUGUCAGUGAUGCUAGAAUAGAUCUUCAUGUGUUGUUGCUAGCAUAAUCCGUAUUUCCUUGUUUUGUCUCCUGUGAUUGGUUGCAUGUUUCAGUCUGUCGUGCGCCGAUGGUGAAGUUAGCACCAUUAGCAACAACAUUGGGCAAAUCGUAAACAGUAGCAAUAAUUCAAACAGAUGCUAAUGGUAAUGAAAUUAUGCUACGGCAGGUUUAGCACAACUUAGAUUUUUGUUAUUUAUUAUGAAAGAUGAUUUUAAUUCCAACAUUUGAUUCCAACAAAAACAUAGCUGAAAGUACUCAUGUUUAGCCUAGCUUAGCAUAAACAACAAAGUUAAGUGGAAGAGAUGUUAAAAUGAAUUGAACUUUGUGCUAAGCUAGGCUAGCUAAGCUAAAUCAGAUGCCAUUUUCGUGUGAUUUAAGUGUUUUAUGUUGCUUCACAUUGUGAAUGGAUUUGUCACCUUCGUUUACAGUGUGUGCAGAAAUAAGACCAAAUGUAUUUUACAAUAAUAUGAGACUUAUUUGCAUACAUUGUUGUGUGUGUGUGUUGUAAAUUGAUUAAAGAAUUUAAAUAAAAAUAUU
Doryrhamphus excisus (bluestripe pipefish) is the source of this 7251-nucleotide messenger RNA. Lineage: Eukaryota; Metazoa; Chordata; Actinopteri; Syngnathiformes; Syngnathidae. The record is from RefSeq and is a predicted model, not a curated record.